UUGCAACAUUAACACCAUCCAAAUACAAAAAUUCUAAUAGCAAUAUUUAAGUAAAGUUAUAAGAAUGUCAUCUCGAGUGAUGAAAAACCUCCUCGCAAUGCUUGAGGCUGAAGAAGCCGAAGCACCAAAAUACGAAAACUAUGGUACUGCAAACGCGUUUAACAACCGUGGUGGCGGGAACCAAGAUUUCUCCGGUGCCAGAAUCAACAGCGGUGCCAAUUCCGGGGACCGAAAGAAGUACCGCACCACCAACAAUGUUGGAGGUCGCACCGUAAAUAACAGUGGUACUUUCCAUGGUAAUGGCAAUGGAGGGUAUACUGAGGGUAACUCUGAUGCAUCCACCAAGAACUAUAAGUUUUAGUUGUAUUAUAUUAUAUGUAUAUGUGAUCUUAAAUAUGCUAUAUGCAAGUAAUAAUGAAAUUGAAGCUAUAUAUAGUUUCAAUUGAUGUAUGUUGAUGUAUAGGAGGUUUAAAAUAAAGGCACUAGUGUCCCUAUAAUAAAUCUCCAUAUGUUUUAAUGGUUGCUAUUAGUAUUUUCUUUUA
Molecule: messenger RNA, 542 nt
Organism: Lathyrus oleraceus (garden pea)
Lineage: Eukaryota; Viridiplantae; Streptophyta; Magnoliopsida; Fabales; Fabaceae
Exons: 1
Coding region: 65-361 (98 amino acids)
Source: RefSeq, a predicted model, not a curated record